Messenger RNA from Syzygium oleosum, 1929 nucleotides. RefSeq names its product putative F-box/LRR-repeat protein At3g18150. Gene Ontology annotation, molecular function: protein binding. The transcript has 3 exons. Lineage: Eukaryota; Viridiplantae; Streptophyta; Magnoliopsida; Myrtales; Myrtaceae. The record is from RefSeq and is a predicted model, not a curated record. Bases 183 to 1700 code for a protein of 505 amino acids.
UGCUCACUAAGAAAAUCGUGAAGAAGAUUGAAAAAAGAAAUGAGAAAAAAAUAAAUAAAACUAGACCAAUUUUUUUUUUAAAAGGUCCAAUCACGGUCACCGUGUAAAAAUGGAGAAGUGAAAAGUAAAAUCUCUGGAAAACUCGGGGGCAAAAAUCGCAGAAACCCUAGGAUUCCGAAUCCAUGGCGGAGACCUCCGUCCACGGCGCCGUCCGCCGCGAAUCCUCCGGCGACGGCCGGCGGAAUCGCGCCCAACGAAGCCUACCUCCUCCUCCUCCUCCUUCGAGCCCUGGGGAUCUCAUCACCGCCAUGCCAGACGCCGUGAUCCACCACAUCUUCUCCUUCCUGCCCCUGAGAGACGUCGUGAAGACCAGCGUCCUCUCCAAGCGCUGGCAGUCCACUUGGACCACCACCACCCAACUCGUCCUCGACGACCUCCGGCCUCGCCAUCGCGACCCCUACUACCCGGACUUCCCGUCCCUCGUCGACAGCGUCCUGUCCCGGUGCACCUCGCCCGCGGUGAAGAGGUUCCACAUCACCAUCUUCAAGUGCGACGAGGCCUACCGCCCCAAGCUCGACCUCUGGCUGCGCUUCGCGGAGGAGCGCCGUGUGGAGGAUCUUUGUCUAUGUCUUCAUCAGCUGCGGGUUUAUUAUAAACUGCCGCGGUUCUUGUACUGCUUGAGUCGGUUGGUGCGCCUGGAAGUCAGGGGCUGCUGUUUUUCGUUAGGUACUGAUGUCAGGUGGCCUUGUCUUAAGGUCUUGUCGAUAAGAAAUGCGGAGAUGAGUGAUGAUAUCCUGGAGGGAAUUGUCAGGGGAAGUCCUGUUCUGGAGUCCCUCGCGUUGCACGAUUGCGGGGGUGUGAAGAACAUUGUGAUAGAUUCGACAAGCGUGAAAGAGUUGAUACUCGCCGAUGGCGGGUUCUCUGACUCGGACCAAAUCUGGGCUCCGCAUUUGCGGUCGCUGCGGGUAUCGGGGAUCUGGGGUCUCAGUUCCGUGUUGAGACUCGACGACGUGUCUUCUUUGGUGGAAGCCGAGUUAGAUCUUGUUGUGUGUGCUGACGGCUUGUUAAAGGAACUUCUUGAGCAGCUGCGCGGAGUUUCUACAAUCACCAUUGGCGGUUUGUGUUUGCAGGUUCUGUCCGCUUUGGAGAUGGAAGGAGUGUUAUGUCCAUUGUCAAAAUGUCAGAAUCUGAUACUACGCACGCCGGUUAGUCAAUUGGAACUUCCCGGGAUAGCAUACAUGCUACGAAGUUCACAGUGCCUGGAAAAUUAUUUCUUUCUUAAAUGGGGCAUCUAUGUGCAGUUUAAUCUCAGCGAAGAAUCUAUACAACGUUUCAACUGUGACGAAGAUCUUUUGUGUUCAUGGAAGGGUAACUUUCAAUGUUUGGCGAAACAUCUCAAGAGGGUGGAGAUCAUCGAUUUUGCUUAUGGUUUGGAGUCGCAACAUCUGCUUGCCCUGAUUAAGUUUCUUGUUGGUGAUGCACUCGCUCUGGAGAAGAUGAUUAUCAAGGCUAAUUUGCAUACACAACGUGUACAAAAACAUGUUCGAGUUGCUGAUAUUGGCAUACUACUUGGUGUGAGCCGAAAUGUGCUCAGCUAUCGAAGAGCUUCCCAAAAUGCCGAAGUUAUCUUCGAUUAUCCUUUGGAAGAGGUGUCCUUUGGAAAGCAUCUGAGGAAGAUCUCGAAUUAUAAACGUGGAUGAGCACUACCCUGCUCAUUCUUAUUAACUCUCUCUUGACAGUAUUACAUGAACUGUAUGACAGUAUUGGAUUUUUAACAUGUACCUAAUUUGCACUUCUUUCAAGCUUAGUUUAGCUGUAAAUAUGAAGCUCCUCAGGAAAGAGGUUAGUAGUAGGUGCUUUGGAUUGUGGACAUAUGAAGGGGCGUUUUGGUUAAGAUACUGCUCAGCUUCCUCUUCUUUUUCAGACAAA